Molecule: messenger RNA, 3393 nt
Organism: Echinops telfairi (small Madagascar hedgehog)
Lineage: Eukaryota; Metazoa; Chordata; Mammalia; Afrosoricida; Tenrecidae
Product: phospholipid-transporting ATPase ABCA3-like
Exons: 21
Coding region: 1-3393 (1130 amino acids)
Biological process (GO): transmembrane transport; lipid transport
Cellular component (GO): intracellular membrane-bounded organelle; membrane
Molecular function (GO): ATP hydrolysis activity; ABC-type transporter activity; lipid carrier activity
Source: RefSeq, a predicted model, not a curated record
AUGACUGGAGACAUUUUGGCUGUGGCCAUUUGGAAAGUGUCUGUAGUAUUUGUAUUCUGGUAUGUGGAAGCUGUAUUUCCAAGAGAUUAUGGUGUGCCUUACCCUUGGUACUUUUUUGGCAAGUAUUCGUACUGGAACGAGAAGACAACAUCCAUUUUGCGAAGGAGAAGGAAACAUUUAGGUGUGAAGAAAAAUUCUGAAGAAUUCUUUGAACCUGAACCUGAAAACUUGGUGGCUAGUAUCCAAAUAAAAAAUCUAACCAAGCUGAAAGGAUUGCCUUGGGACAUAUGCCACAAUGAAAUUAAUAAUGCCUUGAAUUUCUUUAAAUUGCAAGAUAAACGACAUUCAUUUCCUAAUUCAUUGAGUGGAGGAAUGAAACGCAAGCUUUCUGUCAGUAUUGCACUUAUAGGGAAUCCUAAGGUGGUGAUGCUAGAUGCGCCAACCACUGGCAUGGACUCCGUGUCAAAGAAAGCCACCUGGACUCUCCUUCAACAGCAAAAAUAUGGCCGCACUAUCCUACUCGCCACUCCUUCUAUGGAUGAAGCAGACCUCCUGGGUGAUCGCAUCGCCAUCAUAGUCAAGGGGAACCUGCAGUGCUGUAUAGGAUAUCAUAUGGUUGUCGUGAAAGAGCCCCACAGUAAAGAAGCAACACAAAUUGCCAGUCUUAUAUAUAACUAUGUACCAAAUGCCAUUUUACAAAGCCAUGUUGGAUCUGAGUUAUCAUUUAUCCUACCUAAAGACUAUGCAAAUAGGUUUUCAGAUUUAUUUACUGAACUGAAAAAUCAACAAUUGAGCCUGGGCAUUGCCAGUUAUGGUGCCUCCUUCGCCACCAUGGAAGAAGUCUUCCUUAGGGUCAUCCAAUUGACAGACUCCAUGGUGGAUCUCCAGGCCAUUCAGCUUCCCACCAAGCAUGAUCGUAAUAAAGUACAGCGUUACUGCUCAAGUUGGGAUCAUAAGUCAAAGAGUGAAAGCUUGAUGUCAGCGGACCUGUCUAACAUCCAGUUUAACACUGGGAUUGUUCUUUGCAUCCAGCAGUUCUAUGCCUUGCUGAUAAAAAGGGCUCUUUAUACUUUUCGUCACUGGAAGAUCAUGGUAUUGCAGAUUUUGAUACUACUGUUUUUCACUGCCUUCUUCCUAAAAGUCAUCUUCUACAACUCAGAAGUGAAGGAUCCCCCUUCUUUGGGCAUGGAUUUGCACAAGUAUGGUCAAUCUAUUGUGCCUUAUACUUUCUCUCUGGACACUGAGUUGGGCAUUCGGUUUUCAGACCACAUAAAACUUAUACUAGCAAAUGAGAAACAACUGCCUCACCCAGUCACAGGUAACAUGGAAGAGUACCUAUUGAAAAGUAGAAGCUGUAAGGAACAAUGUAUUGUUGCUGUUUCCCUUGAUGUCCAAGAAAGCAAAGCCAUCUUCACUGCUCUGUUUAACAACCAGGCAUAUCAUACUGCUCCAACAGCCCUGAAUUUGGUCAACAAUAUUCUGUUUAAGUUACUCUCUGGCCCUGGUGCUUCGAUCUCAGUCGCUAACAAGCCUCAACCUCCAACUGCCAGUCAAAAACUGAAGAAACAAUUUCAUAAGGGCAUUAAAGGGUACGAUGUUGCCUUCAGUUUGUUCCUUGGCACAGCCAUUGUGGCUAGCAGUUUUUCUCUCCUGACAAUAAGCGAACGAGUCUGUAAGGCUAAGCACAUCCAGUUUGUCAGUGGAGCACACAUGGGCGUUUUCUGGCUUUCUGCUUUGGUUUGGGAUAUCAUCAUCAUCUUUGUGUGUUCCCUCCUCCUGCUGGUAGUCUUCUACAUCUGUCACGUGGACGUGUUCUUUGAAGGCAACAACUACACAGACGUCUUGCUGAUCUUAGUGCUGUUCGGCUGGUCCAUCGUUCCCUUCAUAUACUUGAUGAGCUUCUUGUUUUCCAACAGUGCUACUGCCUAUACCAAAUUGCUUGCAUUCAACUUGCUUACAGGCAUUGCCAGUUUUUUCUUGGUCCACAUGAUUGAUACUAACAUGAUGAAUCUGGGUCGUUUCAACCAACUACUGGUCGGUCUAUGCUUUCUGUUUCCCACUCACAACUUGGGACAAUCCAUCAGCGGAUUAUACGACAACUUCCAAGCCCAGAAAUACUGCGCCCGCUCUUACGGAGACUGCACGGGGAACAGCAUCAAAUCGAAACAGGCCUCUUAUGGAUUUGAAGGUCAUGGGAUUGGAAAAUAUGUGAUUGCCAUGAUUGUCACAGGCUUCCUGUUUCUCACUCUGCUCUUCAUCAUUGAGGUCAACCUCUUGAAAAUUAGGUCGUUUUUCUCUGAUUUCCUUUAUGGUAACUUCCUCAAAAAGCGGAAGAUGGCACAAGUUGGCCAUCAGUCAUCGUUGGAGUCGGAUGAUGAAAGUUUAGUACAUGAAAGAAAAAGAGUCCUAAAGUGCACCCCAGAGAAACUAUCAUCCUUAAACAGUCCUCUGAUCCUUAAAGAACUCUUAAAGAUAUAUUUUCAACCAGUGCCUCUUGUGGCAGUAGAUAGAUUCACACUGACAGUUGAGAAAGGAGAGUGCUUUGGGCUACUUGGCUUAAGUGGAGCUGGGAAAAACAGCAUCUUCAAAAUGUUGACUGGAGACAGCAUCAUCACCUCUGGAGAGGUCAUAUUUGGUGACAAAAACAUAGGACAGGUUCAUCAAGGAAUCAGCUACUGCCCUCAACAUGACCCUUUACUGGAACAUUUGACAGGGUAUGAGAUGCUGGCCUUACAUGCCCGUCUGUGGGGAGUUCCUGAGCCCUGUCUUCCUGCUUAUAUUAAAAAUAUGCUAAGCACACUCUCCCUGGGUGCCUUUGAAGAUGAACUCAUCAUGAACUUCAGCAGUGGCACCAAGCGUAAGCUAAGCACAUGUAUUGCCCUGCUGGGAAGGCCGGACAUCAUCUUCUUGAAUAAGCCAUCCUCCAGCAUGGAUUCUGUGGCCCAACGCUUCCUCUGGGACAUGAUCUCACGGAUCCGUGAGUCCUGCAAGGCCAUUGUCAUAAUCCCCUAUAGUAUGGAAGAAUGUGAAGCUUUGUGCACAAGACUAGCCUUUAUGGAAAAUGGGAAAUUGAAGUGCCUGGGCAGUCCACAGUAUCUCAAGAACAAGUUUGGAAGUAGAUUUAAGCUACUAGCCAAAAUCAAGAGGAACAAGGCACUGGAGGGACUUCAAGAGUUAAAGAUGUUCAUCCAAACAACCUUUCCAGAGAGUUCCCUAAUGCACGAAUGCCAGAGGACAGUCCAUUACCAUAUACCCAGCGAGAGCCUUACCUUGGGAAAGGUCUUUGAUAUCUUAGAGUCAAUCAAAGAUAAAUGUGGAUUAGAAGCCUAUUCCAUUAGUCAUAACACCUUGGAGAAAGUAUUCCUGAACUUUACCCAAAUUCAAACAGAAUAA